Molecule: messenger RNA, 899 nt
Organism: Phanerochaete carnosa HHB-10118-sp
Lineage: Eukaryota; Fungi; Basidiomycota; Agaricomycetes; Polyporales; Phanerochaetaceae
Exons: 1
Coding region: 33-764 (243 amino acids)
Source: RefSeq, a predicted model, not a curated record
CUGUGCUCAUAUAUGCCGGCAUUCUAGCAGGCAUGCUUUCCGAAGAGGCGGACGUUGACCUCGCGUUCCGCGGUUACUGUGUUGGUGGUUACCUCAUCAGUGUUGACGCCGCCGAGGCGUUUGCCCGUCGCAACGACAUCGACGUCCUCCACCUCAUCGACCGUUUCCGCAACACCAAGAAGGAAGACUACGACUGGGAGGGCUGGUGGAAGGUAUCUGAAAGCUCAACCAAUGCCUCGAAACGAAUCAACAACUGGCUCUUGGACCGCCACCCGGACGACUUUCAGUCGCUCCCGUUCCCGGGCGUGCAGACCAGCUUCGUGCACUGGGAUCAGGCGCAGCGCGAGAAGUGGAACGCGCGUCAGAAGGACGUCGGUAACCCGCCGAGGCUUGCGGAUGGCUGGUAUCUGUUCUUCAAAUGCAGAGCCAUGUAUACACUCGACGAGCUCGUGCGCGUCAACUCUCCCUUCUCCGUCGAGGAGACCGAGAAGCGCAAGUUUCGGGAAUACCUGCUCAACGAUUUGCAGGUCUUUGGCACAGAAGCCGACGAUCAGGGGCAAGCCAUGCCGUGGGCUUCCCUGCUGGAUUACAGUGGGCUAUGCUUCCUGUGGUUCAAUACCGGCGGCUGGAGGGACGGACAAGUGACAUACCACGUAGGACUAGAGGGUAAGAAGGCGUUCCUUGAGAAGCUUCGGACACGGCUGGCGAAGCAACGUCAGCAGAAGCUAGAGGCUAGUGGGAAUGCGGAUCAGUCUAGCUGCUAGAUCAUCCAUGGUUUGUGGCUAGUGGUAGUCCGGUACAUGCAGUACGCGGCAAACAUCGCCACAGGACAUUGCACCUCUGUGAAUAAGAUAUUCAGGAAGCUCCAACAUACUACCAUGAAUAAUCAGUUAUGUGAC